Messenger RNA from Mercenaria mercenaria, 16487 nucleotides. RefSeq lists its product as uncharacterized. Bases 423 to 4472 code for a protein of 1349 amino acids. NCBI's taxonomy places the organism in Eukaryota, Metazoa, Mollusca, Bivalvia, Venerida, Veneridae. The record is from RefSeq and is a predicted model, not a curated record. The transcript has 2 exons.
AUUUCAAGAUCAAAACGAGGCGGGCUUGAACAUAACAUGUAGAGCAAAAUGACAUUUUUUGACAUGUUGCUGCAUAAUGAAUUUUUGAAAACGUGUUAAUAAGUUUUGAAGACACUAAAAUUUCUGUUAUUGGAAAUCGGUAUCAGGAUUUGAUUGGGCGAUGAACUUAGUCUAGAUAAAGGAUAAAAAUUCUAAGACCUAUAAGAAAAUUGCUUUUUCCAAGAUUAUCAGGUUUUACCGAAAAUAGCGGUAUUGAUUUUCACAGAGUAUUAUGGCUGCAUCUCCAUAGAGGAUGCACAUUCCAUUGAGAGCUUGUCUCGCAAUUAGAACACACAAUUCGUUAAAACGUGAUGCUGGAUUACGCAAACGUGAGGAUAAAUAUUUUUUAAUGGGUUUUAAAUAAAGUGGUUUUGAUGCUUUAGAUGGGUCAGAUAAACUCAGUCCAGGAUGCGGAGAAUGGUCCACAAAAUGGACAGAUGUCUCAGACUGAAAGAGAAGAAAACGAGAUUGAAAGAGAACUGCAAAGAGAGGCUAAUUCAGAACAAGUUCGCUGCGUAAAGACCAGGAUUGAUAUGUUAAUUGAAGAUUGCUUGAACACGAAAGAUGCAUCUUCUGAAGUUGAAUCUGAACGAUGCAGAAACAAAGAUGUUUUGAAUAUUAAUCAUAUGCUAAGUAAGCCUGGAAAUGUGAAGAGAAAAGAAAAUAAUAGCAAAAGUGAAAAAGUCAGUGAAACUGAAACAACUGAAAAAGUAGAAGGAAAAAAUGAAAAUCCUGACACACAAAAGAGUGAUAAGAAUGAAAAUGCUGAUGGCAGUAUGAAACAGGGUGAGAAACAGGAGCAAGUUGAAGAUAAAAAUGUUGCUAAAAAGGAAGAAAUUAAACUGUCUGAUAUUAUAACAGAUAUGGUAAAUACAGAACUUUCCGAAAAACAACUGAAAAAUAUUCAACAAAGAACAAUCACUACAUUUAACACAUUCAUUGACAAAGUACUAGAUAGCUCUCUCAAUCAAGAAAAUAACGAAGAAAAACCUAAACCUACAAACAUUCUGAAACUGUGUAGUGAAUCUAUGAUUCCAGAGAAAGGAAGAAAAAGUGAAGAUAGUUCCAACGAUAGUGACAGAAAUGAAAAGCCAGAAUGUGAUCGAGAUGUAGUUAAGCCUGGACAAGAAAAGAAAAUAACUUUAAAAGAUCAUAUUGAGAGAUUUUUAGAAAUGAGUUUUAGAGAUGACAACACAAAAGAAGAGAAUAAAAGUAAAAAGAAUUCAAAUGUACAAGAGAAUUUCAAUGCACAGGGUCUUGUGAACAGUAUGAUUACACAGGGACUACAAAUAAACCGUCUGCUUACUACAAAAGAACAACAACACCUUUUAAAUCAGAAGACUCAGAAAGAAUUAGAAAUGCAAAAAAAGCAGAUGAAAUAUCCCGAACAGAACUUAAGACCAAAAAGUCAUGAAACAUAUGGACAAAAAAGCCCAAAUUCAAAUAAUGCGCAUGACAAAACUGAAGUAAGGUUUAACCAUGCAGUUACAGGUCAUCAGAUGGUAGACGCACAGUUUAGGGACCAUUAUUUUAGUCAAGCAAAAUAUGAAUCUGUUAACAGAAAUUCGCAGAUACCCACUGGAUACAUCAGAAGGGACGAAAUGUUUGAAAAAAAUCGAGAAUUGCAGGCUAAAAUGAAAGUUAACGCAAGUUCUAAACACGAAAUGGGCGUACCAAAUAACAUGAGAACAUCAGAGCAUUCCUCAGCAUUUCAUCCACCACAUCAUUUACAGGUCUCAAAUAGUGCUUACUACAACCCUGCUUAUAUGCCAAGGAUGCAAAUGAGCCCAGGCCAGUUAAGAGACAUGAAAAACCCAAUGAGAGGGGAAACUAAGCAAGUAGUUCAUGUUCGAGAUUGUGUUUGUGCAAUGUGCGUAUCGCAGUCACAUUCAAGACAUGGAAAGAUUGAUCCUGCUGGUUUAGACCAUCACCAAGGUAAGCGAUCGCCAAAUGUUCCGCACCAGCUCCUGGCUAGCAGUAUGGCAGCACAAGUUGUUCCUGGACAUGUGCGGGAAGUUCCAGCAAUGAUGAGGCCUUCACAUUCAGAGCUUCCUCCAGGAAUGGUUGCGUACCAGGGUAUGCAUAAGUUGUUACCCCACCAUCCCCCUAUUACCUCCUCAAAGGUGUACAGCGGUGGUCAGAUGAUGGUACCCAGUGAAGUGACUGCUCAAGGCAUGGUUCCCAAUAGGCAACCAAACAUGCCUGAAAAUCCACACUUUUUAGCGCACUAUCCACAUCGUAGAGGAGACGAAUUCUCACAAAAUUCUGCUAAUAAUGAACGAUUGGCUAUUCGAUCAGGGAAGCAAAGUCCAUAUCAUGCAAGACCUUCAUCGCAUCCACCUCAUGAACACAACAGUCCUCAUUAUGCCAGACCUGGCUCAGGGCAUCCUGUUUAUGAAUCGGAUUACUCAAGAAAUACAGAUUCUUCAUCCUGUGCUUCAGAUUGUUCAAAUGAAGCUCCACUUGAUUUGACUGUGAAAAAAUCCAAACUGGAACCAGUCCGUAGCAGAUCUUCAAGUAAUGCUUCCGCGGAUAGAAGAAUAAAUCCAUCAAAUUCAUUUAUUAAGCAUUUAGAAAGUAGUGUGGAUAAAUACUGGCAGGAAUUGAAUUCUCCCCCUUCUUCACCAGUGAAUACAAAACAACCAGCGUUUAUGAACAGAGCUCAGAAUACUCCUAACGAUGGAAGGAAUGUGCCUCAUGGGUAUCCACAACAGAGUCCAAAUAGCUCUUCUCCUUCAGGACUGCUGAGCAUGAUACAAAAUCGACCACUUCCAUCUCCUCACUAUUCUGGUGGAAUUACUGUUGGACAGCCAUUGGUUGAUAUGAAACCUCCUCCAGCUGCACAAAAACAAAAUGAGUACAGUCCACAGACUGGGACUCAGAUGGUAAAUAAACAAGCUCAACAACAACCUCCAUUUCAAGGGAACCAGUCCAACUUCGAUUUGAAUUCCAAGAGGUCAGCAAAUAAUGUUUCUAAACAUGAACCCAUACAAAAUAUUAUCGGAAAUCAUGACCCAAAUGAUAUUCUUUAUUUGAUAUGUAGAUUGUGUACUCAAACCUACGGCAGUCCGUAUGGUUUCAGGAAACAUUUUAGAAAUCAACAUGGAUUUGAACCAAGAGCGGAACAUACCAUAGUUCAAACAAUUUCAGCUACGAAGUCAGCGUUACAUCUUCCACAACCACAGCUGAUGCAAGGUAUAGCAGAUAUUCGCGAUUCUCAUUUCAUGCGUAAGAGCAUUUCUCCGGAAAGUGAAUUGAUCAAUCAGAAACAUGUACCUAAUACAUAUCUAGGCCGUAAAAGCAGUUCCGAGUCCCCAGUAGACUCGAAGAGUUGCACAGGUAGUGAAGGAGACAAAAGUGAACUUGACAAUACAGAAACAAAGUGUUUGGAGUGUCCCGAAUGCGGUAAAACAUUCCAGUUAAAUGAUUUUGGUUCAUAUAAACGUCACUGUCGACAGCACGGGAAUAUUAGAAUGAAUGGACCAUUUACGUGCACAGACUGUCAUUUGCCAUUUCCUGAUCAGAAAUCAUUACGCGAACAUUAUAAAGUUCAUGUGAAAGACAGUGCUGUAGUAGUCAGCCAAGAACAGAAAACUGAAGGAACUGCUCAGAAACUUGAAUCUCAUCAAACAUUUUACGUGUGCGUAAAAUGUGAUCAGCAAUAUGACAAUGUAGAUAUCUACAAGAACCAUUUAACUAGUCAUGAAACUGAAUCAAAAACAGAUGCAGACUUACAGUCUGUAACAAACAAACAAACGACGGUUUCUGUGAAAUCGGAAAAUGAAAUGGUGACUGAUAUUGUUAGCAGUAAGACUGUAGUUAAACAGGCAGCUGAAUCAAAUACAUCACUCGCCUGCCCCGACAGCAGUUGGGACAAUGUUGCUAAAGUCGUUGCAACUUCAGAUAAACCAGAAGUCAAUCUUGAAAUAAGUGAAUCGACCAAUUCCAAUAUGAGUAAUUCUAGUGAAAAAUCAAAUAGUAACAAGGAAGAAAAUAAAGAUAAUUCACAGGUGAUUCUAACUCCACAAAAAAGUGUUGAAUCUGGUUCAGAGAACGAGAAAAAAGGUGAAGAAAAUGAGUUUAUUUACAAGCAUAAGAAGUUUUUUCAUCACCGAAAGAGAGCAAGUUCUUCACAGUCACUUUCAAAUGAUGCGACUGAUGUGAAGCAGGCCAAGAUAAGUCCUGAUGUGCCUGCGUCAGUAACAUUGGCAGUAGAUAACGUUACAGCAUCAAGCUCAACUUCAGCCAUCGUAACUCCAUCGUGUGACUCAACAGGAUCCUCGGACACUAAAGUUGAGGAAACUGUUGAUACAAACAAAGGUUUCAGUACAAAAACUGCAGAAAAAGCUCCAGAGAAACCAGCUAAGACUGAGGCCAGGCACAGUCUUCCAUUUGUUUGGGAUCGUACAACGAGGAGCCAAAAGAAGUUGUAAAAAUAUUUCUUAUACUGUAAAACACUUCUUAUUUGGGAGAAUAUUACAUUCAGGUAUAUAGUGAUAAUUUCAUCUGUAAAGUUCAUUCAGGUACAUAUAUCUGCAUGUAAAAGUAGAUGUAAAAACAGAAAUAUAUUUUGUCAAAUUUAGAAAUGAAAGAUUAUCUUGUUACAAUGUGAAAGACAUCAGAAAUUCAAAUUUAGUGAUAAAGAAACUGCCAAAAAUCAGCUUGAACAGAUUUUUAGUUUUUUUCAGUAUUUUUCUUUAGAAUUUAAGCCAAUACUCCUGUAGAUGUAUCGUUGUAACCUGUAUAUCUUACUUGUUAAGGGUAAAGGCCAUCUUUCUUUACUGAAUAUUUGAUGCAGUACUUUUUGUCUCUCUUCAGCAUAGUGUUAGUUUAAUAUGAAAGCAACAAGCUGUAGUAGGGAUUCUAAGCUUCACUAUUUGAAGAAUUAUUAAGUGAGAGCUGUUCUACUCACUGAGACAUUGGUGUCACACCUUGGUUAAAGUUUAGUGUGCAAGGUCAUAUGUAAGUUAUCAUUGUGUGUAUUGGAUUAAAAUUCCACACAAGGCUUUCCUAGACAUUAAACCACCUAAAAUAACCAUGUUAGAUAACUCUUAUUUGAAUUUUGAUACAAAGAGUAGCUCCUCCUUGACUUAGAAAAUUUGGUUAAAGUUUAGCAUGCAUCUAACUGUCAAGCUGUAUCUAGGUAACAACUGUGAUUACUGUGACAUCAUUAAUAUUCGUGGGGGACUAAUUUUCGUGGAUUUCGUGGUUGAGUCAAUCCACGAAAUUUAAUCCCAAUGAACAAGUAAAAUUCCCAUUCAUUUUAUGUUCAAAAGUUGAAAUCCACGAAUGCAUAUCCCCACGAAAUUAUCGUUUUGAGCAAAACCACGAAAUUUUAUGCCCAUGAAGUUAAAUGAUUUUACAGUAUGUAUAGGACCAUGCUGACCAUUCAUCAGACAUACUGAAAUAUCCAAUUUAGAUAACUCUUGAUGGAAAUUAUGGAAAUUAAGGUUCUGUCUUGACUUACUAUUUAAAGUAUUGCUUGCAACUUUCAUACUGUACUGCAGUAACAACUGCAUAUGUUUGAUUUAAACUUCACUCAAGACAUCCUUCUCAUCCAGUGUACAUUCAUAACCAAGUUAGAGAACUUGUUGUCAAAAUUAAUGCAAAUAAUGGCCCUCAUUUGACUUUGAAAAUUUGGUUAAAGUUUUGCAUGCAAGUUUUACUAAGAUGGCCCCUUUUCAACUUAAAAAUUGUCGAAUAGCCAGCAAAGCGCUGUCUUGUGGACAGCUCUUGUUUCUUGCUAGAUGUAAAAAAGUUAAGAAUAUGGGAAAAAGUGUGAAUUAAGUUUGUUGUUAAUUUCUUUUAUAUAUUCAUAUUAGUUAUUUUUUAUCAGUGAAGGGCUGAAUAAUUAGUGAUAUAUGUUAUUUCUGUUUAAUUUGUUUAUUUUUGGUGAAAGAUUGUUUUCAGUUUUCUUAACCCUUACCACGCUAAAUUUCUAUAAUGAACUGGUCCAUCUUUCAAUCUGGACAGUACCAUUACCUGUUAAAAAGCAUGAUAAGGGUUAGGUUAUUUUAGAAAAUGAAUGUUGUAUUUAAGAUAAACAUGUCAAUCAGAUCGGCAUUUAGUAUUAAUGUCUUACGUCACUUUAUCCUAGUUUAACAACAUUAUAAAGUUACCCUUACAUAUAUAAUGAAAUGGGUAAAGAAAAAUAUAUAUGACAAAUAGUAACUUGAAACGUGUCAUUAAGUCUGUACAAGUAGGGUAUAUUGAAUCGAAUUACUGAUGCAUUGCCGUUUUUACAAAUAUUUUUUUAUUGAAGGCUUAAUCUUUUUGCGUAACACAGAACCAUAAACUAUCAAGUGCAGCCAUGCAAAAUUUAGUACACUAGUGUACUAACACAUUAGUUUAUGAUAAAUACGUGAAGAGAAGCAACAAGAAAAUGUAUUGUCCUACAUCUUUACCUCGCAAGGACGUUCACAUUUGGUUUUAUUUGAAGGUAUAUAACCUCAUGUAGUCGAUCAUAAUUCCACUUGUCACCUGGUGAACAAGUAGACCAUUAUUUACCUGAAGCUAUUAAAGCAACCAUCCCAGAUAUGAACUGAAAAAUAAAAUUCAAUGGGAAAGAAAGUUUAUAUAGACACAGAUUUAGCUGGGUUUUUUUUUUUCCUGGAAUUAAUGAGUUUGAAUCCUGUUUUGGUCAUGUAUGACACCGGUGCUGGUUAGCCCAGAAAGUGGACAAGAAUGAUUCAAAAAAGUUUCAGACACCGUUCACCUUUGUGCUAGUUUAAAUUGAUUUAGAUUAAAUUGUAAAUGCUUUUUUUUUAAUACACUUGUAGAAGAUAAGCGGGGAAAACAAGUAUUCAAGGACAUCAUUCUCUUCAAGGAUCAGUUUUUGUAUAUUUUAACAAGAACACAAAAAAACAAAUCUUAUUUCCCCAAUUUCCGCUCUGCAGAAAAUAAUUGUCAUAGAUAGCACGUAAUAUUGGAAUUCAAAAUUAAACAUGGCUUCCUGUGACGCAAAUGCCUGCAAGAGAUUACAAAGAUUUGGAUUUUUGCUAAAAUUUUAAGUAAUUUAAUUACAUAAAAUAUAUCGCAUCUCUGUGCAAAAUUGCUGAUUAUUUUGAUAAGUACUGAGAAAUCAAAUGGAUUUUUUUUAUGAUAAAAUUUUUGAUAUAUAUAGGAUUGGAAUUUGUUUGCCUGGUAGCGUAUUCACACCAUACUGGUAAAGCCAGGUUUUGAGACAUAUAGCACUUUUUGUAAACAACAAAAUCUCUCUGUCAGUACCGUAUUUUACGAAUAUGGACAUUAAGCAAAUGUGGUGAAAUUAAAUCCCCCACAAAUUUUGUUUGAUUUUACAGCGUCCUUUUAGAUUCAUUUAAGCUCUAUUUUUAGGACAACUUGAAGCUACUAAUGGACCAUCCUUCCAGGAAAAAAAGCUUAAUUGGUGUUUUUCCAAAGAGACAAACCUUUAAAAACAUCUUAGAUUGUGUAUUACAGUACAUACUUAGUUACAUCCUUGAUUAAAGUUGAUGUUUCUUUGAAAAGACACAAGUUUGAAGUAUUUUUGUUUUUGUACUAUAGUACCUGUUUACUGUAAACAGCAUGGAGACGGAUAUUUCAGAAGUUAAUAGUUUGAAAAUCAAUUGUUAAUCGUUUCAACGAUGAAUGAAUAAAUACUUAGAAGUGGAAUUCCACAAAUUGACACCAAUUUAUUGUAAAUCAAGUACAUGAUUUGUAGACAUAGCAUGUUAUAACAUGUGUUGAAAAAUAAAUUCAUAUAGAUAUAUAUAAUAUAGUGUUAUACCAGAUCAGGUUUCUUAGUAUUAACACAGAGAAAAAGUUGCACAAGGCCAACCUAAUGAAGUGUCUAGAAAUUGUCAUUUGUUUUUUCCAGUUGAUAAGAAUUAUUUUUUCAUUCAAUUUUGUCUUAAAAGAGGAGUUGUAUACUGUUAUGUUGACUUUGAGAUUUCCCAAUUUUGGGGUCAAUCUUGGUUAAGUAUUUUCUUUGAUACAUUUAAGAUAGAUAACAGUUUUGUUGUGGAGGUACAUGUGUAGGCUAUACACACUUGCCCCACACUGCUCGGGGGUUUGAAAACUUACUUGGGCCCUACAAUACUUUAAUAUAAGGAAGCCAUCCAGCUAGCUUACAGAAGGUCACUGGUUCUUCACAGAUGCCUGCCUGUGUCAAGAGGGGCACCUGGGGUCGUAUUCAACUAUGAAAAGCAGUGAAGUCCUAAACUGACCUAAACUUUUGUUAGUGAGACUUAAAGCCCAGUAAAAUAAUUAAACAAAUGUAAGCCUAAUGGCUAUAAUAUACAGUGCACCUGCAUGUUUGCUCUGGGGAUGUAAAUUUGUCAAGAAUAUUUUGUCUUUUGAGAAAGUAAUACUAUGUAGAUGUAUAUUUGGCAGAGGUUUGCAGCAACAGUGCACUAGGGUAUAUCUUGAUUUGGGACAGUUGACGAGAGAACUCGUCACAGUUUCAUUGGCAUGUCUGACUGGGUUAAUAUUGGCUUAGGAUUGAGCGAAAUAACCCUAGACUGGUUAGUGUGCUCAUAAAGUUUGAACUAAUCAUUCAUACUUGUUACAAACUAAAUUACUUCAUGUGUUAUUUAGGUUUGAUAAAUUGAUUUUCUACAGACAUAUGCAUGUUUUAACUUGCUUCUGCACUUGGUGAUUCUUUUGUUUGUUGGUUAGUUGCACCUGAAAAUGAGUGAUGCUUUUACGUAACAUCCUGAUAAAAAGGAGCAUAAUUGAAGUCUACUUACCCAAAAUAUUGCGUGGUUACAGUUCAUGUAGGACAAAAAGAUUAACCAGUUACAAAAUGCACUGACAAUUACAUACUUGAGCCGCGCCAUGAGAAAACCAACAUAGUGGCUUUGCGACCAGCAUGGAUCCAGACCAGCCUGCGCAUCCGCGCAGUCUGGUCAGGUUCCAUGCUGUUCGCUAACAGUUUCUCUAAUUCCAAUAGACUUUGAAAGCGAACAGCAUGGAUCCUGGCCAGACUGCGCGGAUGCGCAGGCUGGUCUGGAUCCAUGCUGGUCGCAAAGCCACUAUGUUGGUUUUCUCAUGGCACGGCUCCCUUAAUCUCGAUAUAGAUUGCCAAGCUGAUAUUUUAUGUACUGCUCAAUUCAUUUUGUGUUCUUUUAUCCUUGAUAUUUUUGCUUAUAGAAAUGAUGUACAUUUAAAUUCUGUGGGUAAUGAUAUGCUGUUAACUGUACAGUUGAACUUGUAUAUAAAGACCAUAUAUUGGGAUAUUGGGAAAAAACAGCCUUUAAUCACAGGUGAAAAUACUGUCAACCUGUAUAAAGCAGCCAGUCAAGAGAGCAACAUGAUCUGACUGUUUAAGCUUAGGCAGGUGACUUCUUAAGACAUUGAAAUCAGAACAAAAAAAAUUCAUUUGGGAAGUCUUAAUACAGGUGGCCAUAAAGGCGGGCUCAGCUGUAUACUGCAGAUUUAACGAAUGAAAGUAAUUAAGAACCCAGAUGGUAUCUGUUCAAAGGAGGUCUUUGAUACAGGUUUGACUGUAGUUGGGGGAUUAAAUUUGUGUCUAAAGAGGUCUUUACUUUGUAAACUGAGAUUAUUAUUUCUUUCACCUUAUAUAUGGUUAUUAAACAUACAUAAAAUGUUGCGAAACAAUUCACCUUUGUGAAAAAUACUUUAUUAUAAUAUUAGGUUAUAGAUUUUCUGCACACAUGUUACUGAUUUCAUGUCUGAUUACGAGGACAAAGGGUUCAUUUGUAUUCAAGGCAUUAAAUGUUUAAUGAUCAUAGGGCUUAUUCACAUGCGCUAAUAAACUUACACACAAGUGUUGCAUUGCACAGCAAAUACAGUGAAAAAUUUCAUGAUCAGAGGUGAAUUACCUUUUUAAUGUAUCAUGCAGUUAAAGAUAGUGUAAAGUUACAUUAUGAAAAGAAAAAACAAAAUUUUGGCCAGACAACCCAUGUUUUGAGCUACGAAGCUAUCAAAUUUUUUGUCCUUUGGUACAUUAACCGAAUUUCAUAUAGGGAAGAAGAUUUGCCAUGUUUUAUCCUAGUGAACAUGUAAAUCAGGUUUAUUUAAGUCUUGUUGUGUAGUAAGUACGUGAGGACAUUCAAGAAGUUAAUGUCACGGGAGAGCACUUAAAUUUACAUAUCUGUCGAGCCGUGACACAAGGUCGUGACAUAUUUUUAUGUAGUACAUUUACACUCAUGUGGAUGACUUAAGAAGAUAAUAAGGACAAACUAAACAUUGUAUAAAUCUAAAUUUAGAGUGCAGUAUAAAAUUACAUAAACAGACUGCGAUACGUAUCGUGUAUUAUAUCUUACGAGGGCAAUGAAGAUUUUAUUUCUCUGAGCGCAAAAAAAGGUUAUAAUGUCAGUGUUUUGUGCAAUUUGAAUGCCUGAAAAAUUUAUCUUAGUCCUGAAAUUGUAAAAAUGUCCUUCACAAAACCUUUUUUGUGUCAUUGCGAAGUACUCACAGCCAAGUUUAUGUUGUUUGUUUUUAGAACUUUAAAAGGCUUUUUCAUUUGUUAGUGAUUUAACAUGUGAACCAUUGAAUACAUAGGCAAUAUUUUUUCAUGAAGCACAUGACUUGUGUAAUUGGUAAAAUCUAUAUUGUUUAAUUGUUGCAGUAAGCAUUAGAUGCGAAAUAGAAGAGCUGAGACGUAAAAAAUAUUCAUGUUAAGGUUGACAUAAACAUUUUGAAUAUGUUCAUGUGAUGAAAAUUUGAUAUAAAAUGUAUAACUAUUGACAUGGAGAAAAAGACAAUAGGUCUUACUUCAAGGUUUAUGUCAAUACUUUUUUUAAAAUGUUUAAAACUGUGAAAACAAAUUGUAUGUUAGUUUUUGUGAAAAACAAGGAGUUGAAGGGGUCCAGAUAUUUUAAGGCAAUUUUUGUUGUGUUGAAGAAUAAAAACCAACAUGACCUGUAUAAAAUAGAGUUGUAUGGAAUACAAACCAGGAUUUGGGCUGUACAGGAAGAGAUCAGUUUUACUUGUUUUCAGUCAUGCUUUCGAAUUCUCUUCACAGUUUGAGAGUUGUGAUAACUUUAUUUUAAUCUUGAGGCAUUCCCUUUUAAAGCAACUCGCCCUACUUGUAUCUUGAGGCAGUCACCUUAAAACCAACUCCAAAUUUCAGACAUCUUUACUAUGAUCUUUGGGGCAAUCCCCUUUAAAGCAACUACAAGAUUCUGGCUGACAGUCAUUGUUGUUGUAAGCAUAAUAAAGAUUGAUAUGGGUGUGCUGAGCAUUAUUUUAAUGAUAUUUAUUGAAACUCCAAUCCCACUCUGUCAGUUUGACCAAAGUAGACAACCUCCCCACCUCCUCACCUAUCCCCCAUUUAAAAAACCUUAAAAACAUAUAUAUAUAUAUAUAUAUAUAACCCAUACUUCAAACAUUGGUACUAUAUUCAUAGAGUAUGUUUACCUUGUUGUAACUUUGCCUUACUUAUUGAUCAGUCUCACAACAUCUGUCACAGUUUUCACUCCAGGGACUUAGCAGAAUGAUAUAUGUGUUAAUUGAUAAAUCAUGUUGUGUUGACUCACGUUAGUUGACCAACUUCUUUUUUCUCAAAAAGAGUAUGUGUUUUUUAUAUGCCUAAAAGUGCACAGGCAGUCCAUAUGCUAGCAAGUUUGUUUCGAGCUCAGUAACUUUAGAAUGCUUUGUCCUAAGAUCAUCAAACUUGGUAGGCACAUUGCCCUUGAGCAUUGCAUUACUGCGAUAGAUUUGGUGAUCAGGGGGUUAAAAGGAACUGUAAGUACUUUGUAUCUGAAUAAAGACUGCCUCCUUUUUAGACCACUUUUUAAAGGGGGAUACUUCAAGACAAAAUUUUCAAAACAUCUGCAUCAUACUUGUUUCAGUUUGAUAUUUUUAUAAGAUAAUGUUGUACAGUACAGUGAAAUUUUCUAUUCUGCUGGACUUUUCUACUGACUUAUGUAAUUGGGAGUUUUUGGGGUUUUUUUUUUCAACAGAUUUGUAUACUAUGCUAUUGUUUUUUGCUUUUACUGAUAUUUCUUUGACCGCAACAAAUUCCCUGUUUUUUUAGCUCACCUGAGCAAUGCUGAGUUAUUGUGAUCGCUCGAUGUCUGUCGUCUGUCAACAUUUAGCCCGUGUAUGCGAUAGAGGCUGUAUUUUUCAACUGAUCUUCAUGAAAUUUUGUCAGAAUGAUUACCUUGGUGGAAUCUAGGACAAAUUUGAAAAUGGGUCAUCUGGGGUCACAAACUAGGUCACUAGGUCAAAUCAAAGAAAAACCUUGUGUAUGCGAAAGAGGCUGUAUUUUUCAAAUGAGCUUCAUGAAUUUUUGUCAGAAUGAUAACCUUGAUGAAAUCAAGGAUAAAUUUGAAAAUGGGUUAUCCGGAGUCAAAAACUAGGUCAAAUCAAAGAAAAACCUUGUGUAUGUGAUAGAGGCUGUAUUUUUCAACUGAUCUUCAUGAAAUUUUGUCAGAAUGAUAACCUUGAUGAAAUCUAGGCCAAGUUUGAAAAUGGGUUAUCUGGGGUCAAAAACUAGGUCACUAGGUAAAAUAAAAUAAAAACCUUGUGUAUGUGAUAGAGGCUAUAUUUUUCGAUUGAUCUUCAUGAUUUUUGGUUAGAAUGAUUGCCUUGAUAAAAUCUAGGACAAGUUAGAAUAUGGGUCAUCUGGGGUCAAAAACUAGGUCACUAGGUCAAAUCAAAGAAAAACCUUGUGGAUGCAAUAGGGGCUGCAUUUUACACCAGAUCUUCAUGAAAUUUCAUCAGAAUGUUUGUCUGGAUGAUAUCUAGGUCAAGUUUGAAUAUAGGUCAUCUAGGGUCAAAGACUAGGUCAAUCAGUCAAAUUAAAGAAAAACCUUGUGUAUGCAAUAGGGGCUGAUUUUACACUGGAUAUUCAUAAAAUUUAGUCAAAAUGAUUGCCUUGAUGCAAUCUAGGUCAAGUUACAAUAUGGGUCAUCUGUGGUCAAAAACUAGGUCAUUAGGUCAAAUCAAAGAAAAACCUUGUGUAUGCUAUAGAGACUGUAUUUUUCAACUGAUCUUCAUGAAAUUUGGUCAGAAUGAUAGCCUUGAUAAAAUUAAGGUCAAGAAUGAAUAUGGGUCAUCCGGGGUCAAAAACUAGGUCGCUAGGACAAAUCAAAGAAAAACGUUUUGUAUGUGAUAGAGGCUGUAUUUUUCAAUUGAGGUUCAUGGAAUUUGGUCAGAAUGAUUGCCUUGAUCAAAUCUAGGUCAUGUUUGAAUGUAGGUCAUCUUGGCUCAAAAACUAGGUCACUAGGUCAAAUUGAAGAAAAUACUUGUUUAUACUUAAGAGACCAUAUUUUUGGUCCAAUCUUAAUGAAAAUUGGUCAGAAUAUUUGUUUCCAUGAAAUCACUAGGUCAAACAUGUUUACACUGUUAUGGUGUGUUUCACAGGUGAGCGACCUAGGGCCAUAUUGGCCCUCUUGUUUAUAUUUUUAUUUGCAAUAUAUGACAAAAGUACUUUUCAUUUUGAAAUAUGUCAGAGUGAAAUCACUAGGUCAAACAUGUUUACACUGUUAUGGUGUGUUUCACAGGUGAGCGACCUAGGGCCAUAUUGGCCCUCUUGUUUAUAUUUUUAUUUGCAAUAUAUGACAAAAGUACUUUCCAUUUUGAAAUAUGUCAGAGUGAUAGGGGAAGUAAUUUUAGUUGACUUGUUAAACAAGUGUUGGUAGAGUUACAUUUCCUGUUAAUACAAGAAUGUAGAGGGGUUUUGGGGGUGGGGGUUGUUGCUAUUUUUGGGGGGGUUUUUUUUCAAACUUACUCAUAGUUUGGCAUUAGUUGCUGCGCCACAUGGGCAUUUUAUAUAAAGCGAAAACAGAGAGGUUGAUGGAUGUAUGCGUUCACUUAAAGUAACAGUAAUUAUUGUCCAGUGAAUAAAUCAAAUGGCAAACUAUAAAUAAUAUUGCAUGUUUUUGAACUGCAAAAUUAGGUUUUACACAUGUUAUAUGAAUGUGUGCAGCUAAAAUUUGUUUUAAUUGCAAUGUUAUGAAAUUGCAUUACCAUACAAGUACGAAAUCACCAACUUUCUUAUGAUAUUAGUUGCUUUAGUGAAAUCCUUGAAAAUGUAAAAUGGCUUUUUUUAAACUUGUCUUAUUUUCAUGUUUCAAGCCUGGCUUAUCUGAAUUUUGCUUUUGUACAAAACUAUUUGAAGUUUAUUCUUUUAAUUGAAAUUUAUAGUUACAAGGUACCGUAUUCAUCAAUAUAUAUUAAAAUUAGCACUUAAAAUUGUUUUACAUGAUUAUAUUAUAAUAUCGAGGGAGGCCUAAUGAAAGAACAAAUCAAUCAUGAAAUUCAGUUUUGUCAUAUAUUUUAUUAGGAAGAUAUUACAAUAUAUCACUGACUCCACCCAGCAGUCCGCACAUGUUUUUGGAUUACAAUGUGCAGAUAACUCUGCAUGUAACCAGGGAAUGGGAAAAAAGUCAGUUAUAUCUUUUGAUCAGAUCACCUCUGUAGAAAGUGCUCAUGUAUAUACUAUGUUUUAAACUGGUUGCCAUAAACAGUUGAAACUUGAUAUCUGGAACUUGCUUAUCUCAAAAUUUCGACUAAUUCAAAGACAUUUUCUAGUCCAGUCCAGAAAUCAUAUGCAAAAUUUUUUAUUGUAAGUCGAAUUUCGGUUAUCUUGAAGUAAAACACCUGAUCACGUUGGAACUGGAGAUACCGAGUUUCAACUGUAUAUGACAUUGUAUUCUCUUAUUAACGCUAUUAAAACACGUGCCUCCCAUUUUACAAUUUAUUAGGUUUUUUUUGGGGGGUGGGGGGGGGGGGAUUUCCAGUUUAUUUAGGUCUUAAGUGAAUACCAGCUCUUUGGUAGUGCUAAAAUUUAAAAACAAAUCUUCUUUAUAAGUGACAUUUAUAGUUUAUAUUUAAGCCUUCUGUCGGCAAGUGAAUCUCUGCCUUUGUGACCAGUGCUACUAAUAAUAAAUGGUACUGCCCAAAUUGAAUGAUGAACCAGUCCAUUUUAGAAAUUUAGCAGGGUGAAGGUUAAAGAUGUAAAAAGAGCAACAUCUUUUCUACCUUAAUAAACACCCAAUUGUACAAAAUGUAAUUCUCCCCGGUGGUGUUAGUAAGGGAAUAUAUGGUAAUUGAAAUUUGUGAAGUUGUUUUUGAUUUUGAAUUUGUUAGUUAUUGAAUAUCGUAUAUAUUUUUGGUUACUUAAAUGUUGAAGAUCUUUAAAGUCAGAAAAAGAAAGUGAUCUAUUAUUCACUAUUGUUUUUAUGUUUGAAAAAAAGUAAUCUGCUGCAUUAAUUUUGCACUAUUUUUCUCUUUUUUUGUAAAAAGAGUAGGAAUAUGGUUUCACCAUGUAUCAUAAUUUUCAAAUGUCAUGUUUAAAUGGCACACAAGGCUUUACAGAAUUUUAUUUGCUAAUUUCUGUCAUUUCUAUUACAUAUAGGAAGUAUACAAACCUAUACAAAAUUUUAUUUUGAAAAAUUCUUCAAAUGUGCUUAUCAUAUCUAUUAUAUAUAGAAAAUAGACAAAGCUGUACAAAAUUUUAUUUGCUAAAAUCUUCAAAGAUGUUUAUGAUCUUUAUUAUAUACAGAAAGUACACAAAUCUAUACAAUUCUGGUAUCAUAAAAGGUGUAAGUACUGAUUUUAGAUUUUUACAGACUUGCUAACAUUUAUUACUUUUGAUAUUUGUGAGGCAAAUCUUGGAUUAUACCAUGUUUUGACUUUUGUCAAUAGUCUUUUAUGGCAUGAGAGGCCCAGCAAGGCUAGAUCAGUUUAUGUAACAUGCUGAAAUGUAUAUUGGGACACUUGGGUUUUAACAUGUACUAAAGUUUGUAGAAUAAGAUACGGAGGGUGGGUAAACUUUGAGUUUAAGAAUUUUGUAUUAAAUUAUAAUUCUAUAAGGUGUAAAAGAAGUAAUAUGAAUUUUUUUUCAAAAUUAAUCUGCAGUUUACAACUACUUAUUACAUAUCUUACUAUAAAUAUAGGACAAAAUCUUGUAACCCAGGCCAUAUAACCGGACGCAGGCAUUAUAACUGGAAGCGGGCAUUUUAACCGGUUAUUGGCCAGCCAGGGAUGAGUUACGUCAUUUUUUAUGUCAUUUUACCUAGUUUUCAACACCAUAAAAAUUUGUUAACAUCAAUGUUUUAUAUGAUUAACUGAUUUAGGCAAUCAAGUAGAUCUAAUUAUUGUGUUGAGGUAUAUAACAAACAGUUCAUUAUACAGCAGUAAUGUCCUUAUGUGGUUUUUAAAAUUCCUAAACCUGUAUUAGCACUCGGGCUACGUCCUGGUGCAAUACAAGUUUAGUCGUGCUAAUAACCACUUCAGGCGCCAUACAGUUUGCUUAAAUCUGUUAUUUAAGUUUAACAAAAGAGUAGUUUUUUGUUAAAAAAAGGCCGAGUGCAUUACAUAAUUUGCUUAAAUCUAUUAGUAUAUCUGAAGUGUUCAUUUUAAGUGCUGUUAAGUUAGCCACUGUGAAACAUGCUAGCUUGACAGUGAUAUUUUGUAAAUAAGAACUGUGAUCUAUUGUGAUUUUGUUAAAUGUUUGUGUUGAUUUAAACUCCAUGUAAUGGACCAGAAAGGUUGGAAAUACAAAACAAAAAUGA